Pantherophis guttatus is the source of this 935-nucleotide messenger RNA. Its product is annotated as TLC domain-containing protein 5-like. Lineage: Eukaryota; Metazoa; Chordata; Lepidosauria; Squamata; Colubridae. Gene Ontology annotation, cellular component: membrane. The record is from RefSeq and is a predicted model, not a curated record.
UUGCAGGCAGACAGGUGUUGGGGGGUUUCCAGAACUUCGUCAACAAUCAGCGACAGAGGAGAUCACUCAUAGCUGACUGCUAAAUCAUUUCCUGGAUUCGUCCUCUUUUUUCUGUUUCAAGGAUUUUGGGGCUUUGCUGCUACAAGAACAUGUCGCCCAUCCUUCUCAAAGUCAUCAGUAGUACACUAGCUUGGCUUCUUCUCUACUUGGGAUUUUGGUAUCAAAACAGGCAUCGCGGCGCAGAAUGGAGCUGUCGAAUUGUCACUUUCUUACACGGCUUGAUGGUCACUUUGCUUUCUGGCUAUGUUGUCUUCAUUGAUGGUCCCUGGCCGCUGACUCAUACAGGCCACCCCAACACGCCGCUCCAAGAGUUCGUCCUCUGUCUGUCGCUGGGCUAUUUCAUCUUCGACUUCUGCUGGGAAUUCCUUUUGGAGAGCAAGAACGACCUGAUGCUCUCUCACCACCUGCUCAGCAUGGGCGGCAUGUCGCUGGUUUUGGACACCGGCAAGUCGGGCCCCGAACUCAGCGCCAUCAUCUUCGUGAGCGAGAUCACCAACCCGUUCUUGCAAAUGCGUUGGUUCCUGCGAGACAGCGGGGGCUACGACAGCUUGGCUGGCGAUGUAGUGGACACCUUGUUUGUGGCUCUCUUCCUGGGGCUGCGGAUCGUCGGGGGCGCCUGGAUUAUGCCUUCCGUGAUGAAGUCCCCCAAGACGUACUGGACACUCAAGGGUGGAAUCCUAGCGAUGUACGGGGUAUCCUUCAUGUUUUUGAUGAAGAUCUUCAGCUUCUCCAGGAAGAAAAUCAACAAGAAAAUCCAGGCUUGGAAAAAUGGAAGAACCCGAAGAGAUCCCACCAAGUGUAGCCAACCUCUUCCGAACUUGGGUAUCCAGGGGUCUGUUGAACCCAACCUACAAGGAGCAAAUAGAUCUUGUUGA